AUGAAACAAUUUUCCUUUUUCAAUUAUCAACCUGGCAGUGAUGGUAAUAAUAAUUUGACUUUCGGAGGAGCAAGUGGUAGCAGCACCAAUCCUACAACAACGUUUAUUAAUUAUGAUCCACAACAACAAGAUAGUACCAGUGUAGGAAGUGAAACGAGUGGAUCCAUGAAUCCACCAACGACCACUUCCCGAAGAGGAAGAAAGAAAUCAUCAUCAAGAGCAUCGGGUGGUUCUUCUUCAGCACAGAAAAAGAAGAAGAAAACUAAAAGUAAAAAACAACAAGAAGCAGAAGAGGAUGAAGAAGAUGAAGAUUUGGAAGAGGAGUUUGCAACACCUCCGCCAGCAAAGAAAAAGGCUUCCACACCACAAGAUGUGGAUGAUGAUGAAGAUGCUAAUGAUAUCGGAUUGGAUCAAUCUUCAAAUACUGGAAAUGAGUUUUAUGGAUCUGGAAUGGAUGAUGAAGAUAUGGACGAUGAAAAUGAUGAAGAUAAUGACGAAGAUAACGAGGAUGAACCAGUGGAAGGAAAAAAGAGAAAACGAAAAUCAAAAUCUGGUGCCGAGUCGAAAGAAGGAGGACCAGGAAGAAAAAAGGCGGAUAUUGCUCCUCAUAUUCGUCAAAUGAUGUAUGGAUUUGGAGACGUGAAACAUCCAUUACCGGAAACUGUGGCCCUAAUGGAAGAAUUGGUCAAGGAGUAUGUGCAUGAAAUUGUCAUGGAGGCUACGAAAAUGUCAAAACGAGGAAAGUUAAAUCCAGAAGAUUUGAUAUUUCUCAUAAGAAACGAUACAAAGAAAUACCUCAGAGUGGAUGAAUUAUUGAGGAAAUAUCAAGAAAUUAAGAAGGCCAGAGAUUUUUAA
Naegleria lovaniensis is the source of this 855-nucleotide messenger RNA. RefSeq lists its product as uncharacterized. The coding region runs from base 1 to 855 and encodes 284 amino acids. Gene Ontology annotation, biological process: transcription by RNA polymerase II. Gene Ontology annotation, molecular function: protein heterodimerization activity. Lineage: Eukaryota; Heterolobosea; Eutetramitea; Acrasida; Naegleriidae. The record is from RefSeq and is a predicted model, not a curated record. The transcript has a single exon.